AUGACGCCCUUCUCGUCCACUUCGUCCCUCUUCGCUUUCCCGACUGAGCUGGUGCAAGUCAUUACUUCAUAUGUCAGUUUCUUGGAUAUUGAGCGCUCCAUUGAUGCCUCCCCUUUACUCUUUUCUUUCUGGGCCAUCGGUGGCACCGAUCUUUGGGAGGCACGAUGUCGGCAUCUUGAAGAUGUCAAGCGAAAAUAUUUUGAGCAUGCGCGACGGCCCUUGUUGUGUAAAUGGGUUGGAUGUGACGUGUAUGGUGUGGAAAACUUCAAGGUGCCGAGGAGGUUUUGUGAACUGAGCCUGGCGGCUCUCGUGGAUCAAGUGGAGGCGAGCUUGGGAUACACAUGGGCGGAGAGUACCAUGGCCCAUGUGGAAGCUGUAUUGACAGCGGUGAAGGCAAUGGCCGGAGUAAAAGCACCAGGGUCAUUUCGAUUACCGCCAAUACCUACAGAUGUGACGACAACGAUCCUUCCAGUUUUGAGGACCAAAUCUCGGCAAAUCACCUCCAACCUCGCCGUUAUCCUUCAGUCAAACGAAGCCGCGCUUUACACCCUCAUCGCUGCAACACUCCUCUUACUUCCUGGCAGUGAAGUCCAAGACUACAUUGAGUGGGUUCAUGCCCAGACGGCUUCAGUUCUGCCAGUGGAUGUCCUUCGAUAUCUAGUUUCAGCUAUGGUAUACCUCCUUGAUCUACACAACUUGAGUUCAGUCGUACGGCAUAAGAGCGCAAGUCCCAUGUCGCGUAUGACGCAUGCCGCGUUGCAAAAUGUUGACUGGAGAAGUAAGCAAAGCUCGUCUCAGCCAAAUGGUCAUGGGCAGUGGACAGAAGAACAGCUGGCGGUGAUCAACCCCGAGCGGCCGUUAGGUAAUCUGACAAAGGUAUUCGCAUAUGCUGGGUCGGGAAAGACGACGACGUUGGUGGAAUUCGCAAAGGCGAGAAGCGCGGAUGAACGUAUUCUCUUCGUCGCUUUCAACAGAACGGUUGCAGAGCAUAUUCUCACUAAACUCAGUCGAGGGACUCAAGAUUCACGAACAGUCAACUCACUCGCACAUGCGGCCAUUGUGGCUCAAGAUCCUCGAGCUCGUGCUAAGGCAUACGCUGCGACACGUUCCUCUUCGCAAAGCUCGCAAAGGCAAUCUUCAAGCAAGGAGCGACCGCGCGAGCUCACUCAGUCAGAGGUAAUCAGACUUCUUCAGAUACCCGAUAGGGCCGGUGGAAGCGGUCAAAUGACAGGAUACGGCAAAGCUGGUCGUAUACUGAAGUGUUUGAACAAAUUCCUGGCAUCCGCUGAUCCCACUUUGACGGAGGAACACCUUCCAUACCAGGAUCCGGAAAAGACGAAGAGCAUGGACCCUGGGGAGCUCUUCAGCUAUGCUACAAAAUUGUGGAGACUCGUAUCUGACAUGAAUGAGCCGGAUGCACCUCUUAACUAUGCAGCGCAAGUCAAACUGUGGCAAUUGUCUGGUAAGGGAAUAUGGGCACGGAAUGGUGAGCUUGACUUCGACUAUAUCUUGUGGGACGAGGCUCAGGAUGCUACGGAAUGUGAGCUGGACGUGCUGCGGAGGCUGAAGAGCAAAGUUGUCUUGGUGGGCGACGUUCAUCAAUUGAUUUACGUCUGGCGCGGAGCCAAGAGUACGUGGGAGUCACUGCAAGCGAGCAACAUAUUCCGUCUCAGUCAGAGUUUCCGAUUUGGAAGGAAUAUUGCGAACGCAUCGAAUUUACUCUUGCAGCUGAAGGGGGAAACUAUACCCGUGAAGGGCACUGAUAUUGCGGAUCAUGUAUACCGAAAGUUCCCUGGGUGGGCUACCGAUGCGGAACAGCUAGAUUACGUGAUCCACCACACGGUCAUCUUCCGGAGUAACAAGGAGUUGGUGGAGAAGGUGCUUCGACUCGCCACGCUCCCCGCCAUGCCCAGAGUACAUAUCAACGUUGAAGAGUAUCAAUCGAGAAAUUACUUAUCGAUCUACCGGGAUGCCUACCAUCUCUACCACAAGAGACCCCAUAUGGUCACACACUGGAAGCUCAAGAAGUUUGCGACAUGGGAUCAGCUGGAAUCUUAUGUCGAAGAGCAGGAUGAUGAAGUUGAUAUGGCUCUCCUCUCUCUCGUUGCGAUGGUCCCUACUUUUGAGCAACCCGGAUUCUUGGAGGCUGUCGACCGAGCGCAGGAGAACUGCGUUACAUCGCCGGAAGAGUCGGAUGUUAUCCUGACUACUACCCACCGUGCAAAGGGACUUGAAUGGCCACGUGUUGUCGUUGGAGAUGAUUACUGGGAUGCAUUCGAUAAGCGAUAUCAAAUUGGCACGGGCUUGUGGCAAGCUGAGAACCUGAAUUUGUUGAAUGUUGCAUGUACGCGAGCUCAGAGAGAGUUGAUAUUGAAUGAUACGAUGUUGGGAUUGUUGGUACGACGGCAGGGUUUACACAGGUUUUUCUUCAGGGCGCUACUGAUGGCUUUGCCUUGCCCAAGGUGCAACAUGCCCAGCAGCCGUACAAUAUCGUACAUUCCGUCUGCGUCAGCGAUGUCCUUCGAGUUGUGUUUGCCUGCGCCAACGCCGUACACUAUUCCACUUGGCGUCACGGAGUACCUCUGUUGCCUUGACUGCGCGUCGCAGGCAGAGUACCUUCCGUUGAAGGAGUAUGCAACAUGGUGUCGGCAAGUCUUAGAGAAACGAACCGGUGCAACAUUAAGAAAGAGUGUGACAGACUUGGAUGAGCAGUCACCAUUUUUGAAUAUUGAUCUUAAGACUUUGGAGAUCGCCGAGAAAGAGAAUGUUGAGAAGGAAAUAUGUAUUCAGUACUUCUGGUAUGGACCGAAGGAAGACAAUGAUGAGCAGAAGAAACCUGAGGAGGAUAGUGACGAUGAACUCAUGGUUUUGGAGGGCGGUAGUUGGCGAAGACUGUAG
Messenger RNA from Saitoella complicata NRRL Y-17804, 2898 nucleotides. RefSeq names its product P-loop containing nucleoside triphosphate hydrolase protein. The record is from RefSeq and is a predicted model, not a curated record. Gene Ontology annotation, cellular component: nucleus. Gene Ontology annotation, biological process: replication fork processing; double-strand break repair via homologous recombination. Gene Ontology annotation, molecular function: DNA binding; ATP binding; hydrolase activity. The coding region runs from base 1 to 2898 and encodes 965 amino acids. NCBI's taxonomy places the organism in Eukaryota, Fungi, Ascomycota, Saitoellomycetes, Saitoellales, Saitoellaceae. The transcript has a single exon.